AUGGCAGCAGAUGAAGUUAACGAAUCGAAUUGUGGUGUGUGCUCAAAAGUAGUGAAAAAUAAUGAUAAUGCUAUUAUUUGUGAUGGUCUUUGUGCCAAUUGGUACCAUAUAAAAUGUGUAAAGAUAUCUUCAAUCGAUUACCAAAAGAUACAGGAUCUUGGCAGCAAGAUUAAGUGGUACUGCGAUACGUGUAAUUUGAAGGUUAAAAAUGCAAUCUCGAACUUGAACUGUACGAGUGAUUCUAUUUCUAUAGCAGACAAUGGUGAACCUCUACGUCUUAAUGUAAUUCUUGAUGAGCUCAACAAGAUAAGUGAGAACUAUCUCCAUUUAUGUAAAAGAGUGGAAAUUGUAGAAAAUUUCCAAACUGUGACACAGAAGCCCAUACCAACAGGGCUACAAGAUGUGACUCAAAUCGACAAGCCACUGCAGGUCAAGCAUAAACUUUCAGUAGCUAACAAUAAUUGUGACGGUGUUCAAUGUGAACUCAAUAGCUCAGUUUCUUGUAAUAAAGAAAAGUCUGACAUAAUAACUUGUGACAAUUCAUCAAAAAUUUUACCAAGUGACAAACCAACUGCUGAGAAAGAUUUGACUCCUACUAAGUUUACUUGUGUACCAGUUUCCACUGAAAAGACUUCAUCACAGCUACUUUUUAGUCAAGUUGCUGCGAUUGCAACUAGUGGAGUGGCAAGGGUCAAUAAGCAGCCAACGCAACCUGUUAAAAGGAAUGUGCUCAGAACGGUAAAUAAAAGGAAGUCACUAUUUAUAUCGCGACUGCAUCCAGAGGUGAAGGAAGAGGAUCUGACCACAUAUUUAUCAGCAUCAGGAUUUGAGAGCUCAGAGUUUGAGUGUGUGAAGCUAAAAUCAAGAUCUGCUGUGAAUGCAUUUGGUGACCUGGAGGUCCAGCCUGUCAGGGGAGACUCCCAUGAGUACGGCACUCAUAACAGAUUAAGGCUGGAUCUCCCAUACUGCAGGUUGGGGAGGAUGCAAUCCAGUGUGGUCUACCUGCCGGGAAAGAUUAUAAAUAAGCUGCCCAUUUCAGUGAGGAGUCUACCUGUGGCUGCCCUAAAGCAAAGGUUGGAGCACUUCCUGCAGGAGAAUCCUUUCUACUCACUUAACAAAUUCUUUGAAUGUGACAGUGCACUGUUUAUCGAAGUGUUGGAAACAGGCUGACCGUGCAGAGGAAUCUUACUGCUUUGAGACGCGUUGUCUGCAAUCUGUAGACAUGGAUUACUUCACAUCUUAAUAAUCAAUCACCAGUUCACUUUUCUGAUUUCUGCAGCUUUAUUAAAAUCUUGGGAGCUCGUUAGCGUGCAGCAGUCAAAAAUCUCACAAUUUUGAGGGUCGACUUCUGUGAUCUGUGGCAGUCCCACCAACGGAGAUCUUAUGAGAGAUAAUCCAAGUAGCUGUGUGAAUCGAAUUAAGUGAAGCCGUCAUUGCACAUGCCUUCUAACACGGAGAGAAGAAGAGCAACUCUUCAAUGCUCUGGGAGCUACUCACAAAAUAACGAAAGAUUUGGAGAUAAUAGGAAUACUCAAUGUCUGUCCAUUGCCGUGGCAAUGUCCGCAUAUGUCCAGAUUAAUCCCAAUGAUAUUCCGACCACUGAAGUUAUAGAUAAAAUAAUUAACGCUGGAGACGCCCAUUACUCAAAAACCAGG
This is a messenger RNA of Nilaparvata lugens (brown planthopper), 1655 nucleotides long. RefSeq lists its product as uncharacterized. The coding region runs from base 1 to 1170 and encodes 389 amino acids. The record is from RefSeq and is a predicted model, not a curated record. NCBI's taxonomy places the organism in Eukaryota, Metazoa, Arthropoda, Insecta, Hemiptera, Delphacidae. The transcript has 5 exons.